Molecule: messenger RNA, 543 nt
Organism: Sporothrix brasiliensis 5110
Lineage: Eukaryota; Fungi; Ascomycota; Sordariomycetes; Ophiostomatales; Ophiostomataceae
Exons: 2
Coding region: 1-543 (180 amino acids)
Source: RefSeq, a predicted model, not a curated record
AUGUCCGAUACCAGCGAAUUCACAGUGGCAGGUGAUUUCUGCUCCUCUCCAUCGUCCGUCUCGGUACUGGAUUCCGGCAGCAACCAGAUUACCAUCCAGAACAACGACGAGAACAGCGACAGGAUCCUUCUAAGCGCUAGUAAGAAGAUCAAAGAAAUGCUUCAUCUGAUUCGGAGCCUCAUCCUGGAACUGUACAAUGAAAGUCUCCGCCUUAGCAAAACGAGCAUCCACCCAAGCGACGAACCCCCUCGCAAUAUCGGCUCAGAUGAUAUAGACGCUACUGACAAGAAACUCAAAGAGCGUUCAUACGACAUGGUUGUCUACCUGAUCCGGGUCCUAAAGUCGUUUGGUGACGUGGUCACCAUACUCCCCGAAGACGGCCAUGCAGAGACGGCCGAGCUUUUGGUUAGCAUUAUGGUUGAGCUGAGCGCCGCGUUGGUGGAAAAUAGUGAGAGUCAGGAGAGCUACGAUGGGCCCGAGUCAGAUGACCGCACACACAUCCAGCACAAGGGUCUGCCCUGGAAAAACACCGGGACCUGUUGA